This is a messenger RNA of Spirometra erinaceieuropaei, 2598 nucleotides long. The record is from the annotation of a GenBank genome assembly. Lineage: Eukaryota; Metazoa; Platyhelminthes; Cestoda; Diphyllobothriidea; Diphyllobothriidae.
AUGCCCUUCUAUUUCAGCAGCUACUCAUUCGCUGCAAUACCUGCCACGCAGGUCAUGUUGAACGCACUGACAAGGAAAUCCAAGGCCAAACCCAAAGUCCUCGUCGAGGCGGCUGAGGGUGCCACGAAGGAGGCAGACUCCACCGUGAAGACGGCCAACACCGACGCCGGCGCGGACAAGUGUCCCUCCUCCUCCUCCUCCGCCGCCUCAAGCGGUGGUGGGGCAGCCUGUCGCGUGAAACACAAAAAAUCUCACAAAAAGGCUACCCUACUCGGUGCUGCUAGCUGCAGCCGGGCGCCCGAAGAGGAAAUGGCAUCACGUACGAGAAGUGCCUCCUCGAGACGAUCCUGCUCCACAGUGGUGACCUUCGAGUCUAUUCAGCCCACACAAGUGUGGCAGGCCUCUGCCAGCCCUUCGCCACCGGCCUCCCUAAAGGGCGACCUAGCCAAGUACCGACGGGGUAAAAAGGGCAGUUCAAUCUGUGCUGGGACGGAGAACCUCACUCUGUCAAUGAUUGCCCGUGCUGCGGAAUGCCAGUGGAUAUCUGCGGAAUCCACCGGAGACGAGGAGGACGCCAUCGACACCAGUGACGAAUGGGACGCCUCGAACUCAAGCAGCAUCCGCAGCCACCGCCACCACCACCAGCAUCGUCAUCAUCGUGCAUCGUCGCCCUCUCGCAGACGACCCGCCACCAUGACGAACUCCGGCAGUCUUUCUGCCUCCUCAGAUAGCUCGCCAACCACUUCGACAUCCUCAGCCUCCAGUCUGGACAUGGUAGGUCGGUCGAACGACAAGACCGAGAGAUACCGGCAGCCUCCCGACUACGGUCCUUCUUCUUCUUCUUCAAAGCGUUGCGAACGGGGUGGCAAAUAUUCUGAAAGAGGUGCCAGCGGUUCAUCGCACCGCAGGAAGCAUCGCCGAAGCCCUGUGGAGCCGGUAUUUAGCGCCAUAUCGAGCAGCAGUAGUAGCAGCAGCAGUCUCAGCGAUCCGGACAACGAGUCCGACUUCAGUUGGAUGGCACGGGCACUUAAACUCGAGGCGACCGCUGGAGGGAGUCUGGGUAGCGCAACGCCAAUCCAGACGCCGCAGUUGAAGCGGACCUCUGUCAAUAGCGCCGGGAGUUACGCCACGAAACAGCUGGCUCGUGUGCCCGUCAUGCAAAUCUCCAGCGCACAGCAAACACCACAACUUAAUCGGCUGCCGCUCAUGCAGUUAAACCCGGUUUCCACCGCUUCACCUAUGCGCAGCAACUCCUUCAGCCGUCCGCAAGUUCUUCCACUGACAGGGUUCCCAAAGGCUCAGAGAUGUCCCACACAACAACUACCUCUGGUGCGACGACCAAUGCCGAAGAUGGAGUACCUUCCCAAUCCCCUGGCAUUGGUGACAGAGAGCUUCUCCCCCACUACUGAAUGGAUGGAAAAGUACAAGGUCAUUACGGCGCGACAGGGUGAGUACCUACGAAUCAUUCCAUAUCCCGGCACCAAUCCUGACCUCAGCACCGCCUCAACAGCCUCGCCGCCCGCCUCCGGUUGGUUAUUAGCUCAAAAGUGGUGCUCUGACCAUCGCACGGGCACCGGCCCAAUCGGGUUUGUCCCGCGCUACAUCUGCCGCCUACCCAACGACCAGAUGCGAAGAACACCGGUGCAGGAGGCCUUAGUGCGUCUAAGUCCUCGUCGCAUCAGCCAUGAUACUGUCUCCCAUCACAGCGAUUGUACAGCCUUCAUGACAACCUCACAGCAGUUUCGAUCAGAUGUGGGCUGCGCGAUAGUGUCCGAGUCAGUGAGUAUAUCUGAGCACUCCCAACUACGAGUCUACCCAGCUCCCGCCUCAGUUGCUGCAACUGCCACGGGGGUGGAUCCGAAUGUCCAGCAGGCAAAUAAGACGGUGUUCGGAUCUGGCGCCUCAAUCGCUGCAGCUGCCUACGAGAUUGAGGACCGCGAUUCUGGGCGCGGCCCGAGUUCCGGUUCGGAGUGGAGCAGCGGAAAGGGUGGCAGUCUGAGCGGAGCCACAGAUCUCAAUGCCGACGAGAAGAUCGACCAGCCCGCCAUGUCCUCAACUGGUCCUUCAACGAGCUCACCCACAUGUAGCAGUCCACCCUAUCCUCCGCAACACUGGGGAGUUAGGAGUCCCGUAGGUGACCACCACGAACGCCGGGCGUCCCUGGAUCAUUCAAUCUACGGUGGUUUCACAUGUCCCCUGCCCCCACCCCCGAUGGUCUUGUUGACCGAUGCUGCCUCCACCACCGGGCCUCAGAAGACAGAGUCCGGAUUCCUGACGCCAAAUACUAGCCAUGUGAGCUCCAUGUCGGACACAGAGAGCCCAUGGAGUACCACGGUCAAGAGUAAACUCUACGUCCGGCCACUGAGAACGGGUCAGUCCUUGCAGGACAGAACCGAGGCGGUUGGGGAGCAGAUGAGCAAAACGGGGGAUCAGACUGCCAGUAAAACAACUACUGAGGGCGAGGAGGAUGAAGAGGAGGGAAACGGUUCUCCACCGACGGUGGUUGUACCCUCCAACUCUGACCCCACACAUUGGGAACCAUAUAAGACUAUGAUUCAGGUUGGACAGAACAAACUCGAAAAAUUCACACUUGUUUAG